GCCAAAUCAUAGAAACCUCCAUUAGGUAUAAAUCAAUGCAGAUAAGUAUUUUGUGGAUCAAAAGGAUCAUGUUUUCAGUACGGCAAAUGGAAGGCCGAUGAAAAGUUUCAUGUAGUCACUAACUUUAUGUACCAUAUCACAAUAAAGAUUCUGAAACCAUGACAGCCAAUAGCACUAAAAAAAUGUCAGUUUCCAGUCAUCUGAAGUUUCUUAAAGAACAAAUUGUCACUUUCUUGACUUAUCAGAUAAAAUAAGGUUAAAUAAACUGAAAAUAUGAAGCAGUUAGAAUUUAAUUUAAUAGAACUAGAGGACCUAACUUCUAUAAAUUCCCAUAGCCAACUUAUGCAUCACAGGCCACCACCAAAUCCUGGAAGAAAACUUGGGUUUUUUCAUUUGAAGGCUUAAGAGCAUUUCCAAGCCACCACAAGACUUCAUGGCUUCCAAGAGAGCCAACAGAAAGAUCAUAGAUAUAGUUAAGCUCCGCCAAUUCCUAAAGAAGUGGAAGAAGAUCGCAGUUGCGCCCAAAAGCAACAGCAAGAGCAUCAAAUUCUUGAAGAGAACUCUCUCGUUUACCAACACUCCUUCAAUAAUCUAUAGCAGUGUACCAAAGGGGUUUCUUGCAUUAUGUGUUGGAGAGGAGAUGAAAAAGUUCAUAAUCCCGAUGGAAUAUUUAAGCCACAGAGCCUUCAGAACUCUUUUGCGAGAAGCAGAAGAGGAGUUUGGGUUUGAACAAGAAGGCAUCCUAAGGAUUCCUUGUGAUGUAUCUGUGUUUGAGAGUAUAGUGGAAAUGGUGGAGAAGGAGAAACAAGGGUUAUGUUGUUGCUCGGUGGAGGCCGAGUUUGCUCUUCUUUGUCACUGCCAGGAAGCGUUGUGCACGUAAUCAUGAAUUUUCUCUCUUUUUCCCCCUUUUGUAAUUCCCUUCUCUUCUUUUGAAAGAGACAGUAUGUGGAUUGUAAAGAUCUGUAAUU
Molecule: messenger RNA, 968 nt
Organism: Asparagus officinalis (garden asparagus)
Lineage: Eukaryota; Viridiplantae; Streptophyta; Magnoliopsida; Asparagales; Asparagaceae
Product: indole-3-acetic acid-induced protein ARG7-like
Exons: 1
Coding region: 434-880 (148 amino acids)
Biological process (GO): response to auxin
Source: RefSeq, a predicted model, not a curated record